This is a messenger RNA of Aricia agestis (brown argus), 1117 nucleotides long. It is a transcript of the gene Noa36, whose product is annotated as zinc finger protein 330 homolog. The transcript is spliced from 7 exons. NCBI's taxonomy places the organism in Eukaryota, Metazoa, Arthropoda, Insecta, Lepidoptera, Lycaenidae. Bases 100 to 1044 code for a protein of 314 amino acids. Gene Ontology annotation, cellular component: nucleus. The record is from RefSeq and is a predicted model, not a curated record. Gene Ontology annotation, molecular function: zinc ion binding.
UCAUAAAAUUCUUUGCUUUUUAAUUUAUAGGAACUGUUUCGUUUUGUAAUAUUUUUAUAAUAAUAAAUUGAUUCGUAAAAUACAUUUAAAGACUUAACAAUGCCAAAGAAGAAAACGGGCCAGCGGAAGAAAGCAGAAAAGCAAAAACUUCGACAGAAAGAAAUACGAAAUGCUAGGGAACACGUCGACCUAGCUCAACAACCAUGCAAUCAACCGAUGGAGUGUGAUAAAUGCCAGAAGAAGCAAAAGAGCAGAGCAUUCUGCUACUUUUGUUCAUCUCUGCAAAGACUUCCAAUGUGCGCUCAGUGUGGUAAAGUGAAGUGCAUGCUGAAGUCCGGAGACUGUGUGGUCAGACACCCUGGUGUCUACACAACAGGUCUUGGUAUGGUGGGUGCUAUCUGUGACUUCUGUGAGGCGUGGGUGUGUCACGGGCGCAAAUGUCUGAACUCGCACGCCUGCACUUGUCCAUUGGCUGAUGCUGUGUGCAUGGAGUGUGAAAGAGGUGUGUGGGAGCACGGUGGUCGCAUUUUCCGUUGCUCGUUCUGUGCGGGUUUCCUAUGUGAGGAUGACCAGUUCGAGCACCAGGCCUCUUGCCAGGUGUUGGAGUCUGAAACCUACAAGUGUCAAUCGUGCAACCGUCUCGGGCAGCACUCGUGCCUGCGCUGCAAGACCUGCUACUGCGAGGAGCACGUGCGCCGGCGAGGCACGAAGCCCGCGCGCGGCGCCCCGCCCUGCCCGCGCUGCGGGUACGCGCUGCAGCCCGCCUCCGACCUCAGCCUCUCCACUCGCUCCCACCGCUACGGGCGGCAGGCCGCGGCGCAGCACGACGACGCGGACGACGCGGACGGCGGCGACUACGCCGGCGGGUACGGCGACUAUGGCAGCGGCUAUGGACAUUCAGCAGAUUACGCGGCGGACGGCGACGACUACUCCGCUACCUCGUCGGAGGAUGACGACGACGACAACGACGACGACGGCUCCGAGGACGAGGAGGAGGAGGAGGGGGAGACUAGCGGCGGGGAGGGGCGGGCGUCCUCCUCCUAGCCCCAGUACAUGCCCACUUAAAUCGCUUCACUUGCAAUGUAACAUAGUAAAAUUAAAUUUGAUAAAAACUUGA